CCGAGAUUCCGCCUUCUGAUUGGCGGGAGCGCGACCUCUGGGCGGAGCGCGUUCUGAUUGGUCGAGGCGCGGGCGCUGAGGCACGCGAUUGGCUGGGGCGGGGAGGGCGGAAGUGGAGAGGCGGUGCCGGGAAAGAUGCAGGCCGCUCCCCAGGACUACCGGAAUGUGCCCAUCGACAUCCAGACCAGCAAGCUCCUGGACUGGCUGCUGGACCGGCGGCACUGCGGGCGGCGCUGGCCCGGUGUCCCCGCGGUGUCCCCGUGUCCCCCGUCCCCCGGUGACCCCUGUCCCGGUGUCCCCGGCAGACUGGCUGCUGGACCGGCGGCACUGCGGGCGGCGCUGGCCCGCGCAGGUGGCGCAGGUGCGGGAGCGGAUCCGGGCGGCGCUGCAGGACAUGCCCGAGCACCCCGAGAUCCGAGAGCUGCUCCAGGGCUCCUACCUGCACUACUUCCACUGCCUGCGCAUCGUGGAGAUCCUCAAGGGCACCGAGGCCUCCACCAGGAACCUCUUCGGGCGCUACUCGUCCCAGAGGAUGAAGGACUGGCAGGAGAUCGUGUCCCUCUAUGAGAAGGACAAUGCCUACCUAGCCGAGCUCUCGAGCCUGCUGGGGCGCAGCAUCAGCUACGAGCUGCCGGCGCUGCGGCGGCAGCGGGGCCGCUGGCAGCAGGCGCAGCAGGAGCUGGCGCGGCGCGAGGACGAGUGCCAGCUGCGGGCGGGCGAGCUCCGCGAGCGCUUCCUGGGCUCCUGCCGCCAGUACGGCAUCGCCGGCGAGGACGUGCGCCGGGAGCUGCUGGCUCAGGUGCAGGCGCUGCCGUCGCUGCUGUCCCGCGUCGGGGACAGCGCCAGCGCCCUCGGGGACGCCAUCGAGCUGUACCAGGCCUGCGUGGCCUUCGUGUGUGACAGCCCCGGGGCCGAGGCGCUGCCGCUGCUGCGGCACGUGGUGUCCCACGGCAACUCCUCGGUGUUCCGGUGGCGCACGGGGCAGGAGCCGCUGCGGCUGGAGCGGCCCGAGCCGCCCGAGGCACCGGAGCCGCCCCCGGGGGACACGAUUGACUGGGGGGAUUUCCCCGUGGAGCCGCCCCAGGGCGGGGACAUCGACUGGGGCAUCACGGUGGAGCCCAGUGCCCAGGGGGACGAUGGCAUCGACUGGGGCAACGGAGAGAAGGGACAGGAGGGGACAACCACAGCAGAGCCCAGUCCCCAGGGGGACGAUGGCAUCGACUGGGGCGAUGGAGAGAAGGGGACAGUCACAGCAGAGCCCAGUCCCCAGGGGGAUGAUGGCAUCGACUGGGGCGAUGGAGAGAAGGGGACAGUCACAGCAGAGCCCACUCCCCAGGGGGAUGAUGGCAUCGACUGGGGCGACGGAGGGGGACAGGAGGGGACGAUCACGGUGCUGGAGGCUGGAACUGAGGCCCCCGAGGGUGUUGCCCGCGGCUCGGACGCGCUCACCCUGCUGGAGAACCCCGAGACUCGGAACCAGUUCAUCGACGAGCUGAUGGAGCUGGAGCUGUUCCUGGCGCAGCGGCUGCUGGAGCUGGAGGACGAGGCCAUGGACGUGGUGGCCAUGAGCCAGCUGCAGCUGGCCCCGGCCGUGCUGCAGGGCCAGAGCAGCGAGCACCUGCGGGCCCAGCUGGCCACCGCCCGGGACCUGCUGGCCCAGCUCUGCUCCCGCAGCGUGCAGCACCUCUGCAUGAUCCUGGCCUCGCCCAGGUACGUGGAGCGGGUGACGGCGCUGCUGCGGCAGCAGCUGCUGCAGGCCGAGCUGCAGCUGGCCAAGCGGGAGGCGCUGGGCCGGCGGCGCCGCCAGGCCCUGGCCGAGCAGGCGGCGCUGGAGCCGCGGCUGCGGCGGCUGCAGGAGAGCGCCCGGGAGCUGCAGGGGCUGAUCGAGGCCGACAUCUCCAAGCGCUACGGGGGGCGCCCGGUGAACCUGAUGGGCGUCAACGUGUGACAGCCAGGGGACAAGGGGACAGCAACGUGGGACAGCCGGGGGACAAGGGGACAGCAACGUGGGACAGCCGGGGGACAAGGGGACAGCAACGUGUGACAGCCAGGGGACAAGGGGACAGCAACGUGGGACACCUGGGGGACAGCAACGUGGGACAGCCAGGGGACAGGGGGACAGCAACGUGUGACAGCCGGGGGACAAGAGGACAGCAGCGUGGGACAGCCAGGGGACAAGGGGACAGCAACGUGUGACAGCCGGGGGACAAGGGGACAGCAGCGUGGGACAGCCAGGGGACAAGGGGACAGCAACAUGUGACAGCCGGGGGACAAGGGGACAGCAACGUGGGACACCUGGGGGACAGCAACGUGUGACAGCCAGGGGACAGCAGCGUGGGACACCUGGGGGACAGCAACGUGGGACAGCCAGGGGACAAGGGGACAAGGGGACAGCAGCGUGGGACAGCCAGGGGACAAGGGGACAGCAACGUGGGACACCUGGGGGACAGGAACGUGGGACAGCCAGGGGACAAGGAGACAGCAACGUGGGACACCUGGGGGACAGGAACGUGGGACAGCCAGGGGACAAGGGGACAGCAACGUGUGACAGCCGGGGGACAAGGGGACAGCAACGUGUGACAGCCAGGGGACAAGGGGACAAGGGGACAGCAGCGUGGGACAGCCAGGGGACAAGGGGACAGCAACGUGGGACACCUGGGGGACAGGAACGUGGGACAGCCAGGGGACAAGGGGACAGCAACGUGGGACAGCCAGGGGACAAGGCGACAGCAACGUGGGACAGCCAGGGGACAAGGGGACAGCAGCGUGGGACAGCCAGGGGACAGCAACGUGUGACACCUGGGGGACAGGAAUGUGGGACAGCCAGGGGACAGCAACAUGUGACAGCCAGGGGACAAGGGGACAGCAACGUGGGACACCUGGGGGACAGGAACGUGGGACAGCCAGGGGGACAGGAACGUGGGACAGCCAGGGGACAAGGGGACAGCAACGUGUGACACCUGGCAGGUGUCAGUGUGUGACACCUGAGGGACAUCAACCUGUGACACUUGGUGGGCAUCAACGUGUGACACCUGGGGGACAUCUGGCUGUGGCACCUGGGGGACAUCACCCCCUGACCCCCGAGGGACAUCAGUGUAUGGCCCCAAUCAGCCCGAGACCCCCGAGGGACACGGGGGGUCCCCGGGGGGUCCCGUGCCCCCCAGCCCCCCUGCCCACGCGGGGGUGCCGCUGAAUAAACCCAAAUUUUGUGUCA
Molecule: messenger RNA, 3214 nt
Organism: Haemorhous mexicanus (house finch)
Lineage: Eukaryota; Metazoa; Chordata; Aves; Passeriformes; Fringillidae
Gene: CDK5RAP3
Product: CDK5 regulatory subunit associated protein 3
Exons: 17
Coding region: 164-1948 (594 amino acids)
Biological process (GO): regulation of mitotic cell cycle; regulation of cyclin-dependent protein serine/threonine kinase activity
Cellular component (GO): endomembrane system
Source: RefSeq, a predicted model, not a curated record